ACAUUUCCCACGAUGCUUUGCGCCGACAGCGGCCAGUCAUGUGAAUGGAAACCAAAUUACGCAUCCGCUUCUCUGCACGAAAAAUAAAGUUCCAGGAAAGAUGCACGAAGAGGACGAUGGCGAGUCGAGCCCGGGCCCAACUUCCCCGCUCGAAGCCUCGAAGCCGGGUGACGUGGUCGACGCGGAGUCGGCUAAGGAGCAGACCGCCAAGCUGUGCGGCUUUUUGAGCAAACUGUCCGGCAAGGGGCCCCUGAGGGGGUACAAGCCACGGUGGUUCGUGUACGAUCCCAGGAAAUGUUAUCUGUAUUACUUCAAGAGUCCGCAGGACGCGUUGCCGCUGGGACACAUCGAGAUCGGCGAUGCUUGCUUCAGCUACGACGUGGAGGGCGAGGAGGGGCACUUUGGGAUCAGCACGGCGGCGAAAGAGUGUCUGCUCAAGGCCCCCAGCAAGCCGAUGAUGCACUUCUGGCUGCAGCAACUCCAACAGAAGCGUUGGGAGUUCAGCAACUCGAGAGGCUGUGGACAGAGAGACAGUUUGAGCUCUCCUAUCUUGGCCCACCCUCUAUGUGGUCUUGUAGGCAAAGACAACGAUGCGUUUAUCUUUGAGAAUCUCAGCAACAGCAUGGAAAAGGUCCGCAGUGACUUGACCACGGAGACCAAGACGGAAGGUGGCGGAAUGGCUGGGAUCCAAUCAACCAGAGGGACUGCUGCUUCUACAAAUACCCGCAAUUUGACCCUCAAAAAUGUUGGUACAGAGAUCAGGAACUCUAUGUCGAUGCUUCGAAGGGGUAGGGUAUGCGACAGCAGACGGAGUGUGUUUUACACCGGCAACAGCAGUGCAGACGAGUGGGAGAUGGUGGAAGCUCAACCCAUAAAUUUCCCAGAACCGACACCUCAUCCAGAUACUCACAGGCAUUCCUUUGGAUCAGCGUUUGAUUUUGUACGCAACUCGUCAAGGCCCAGAAGGCCUCUGCUGCGAGACAUGAUGGGCUCAGCAAAGUUUGGCCGCAAUGCCGAGACUCACAGCGUUGAGAGCUCUCCUGUGGAGUUUAAUGGCAAAUCUCUGGAGUUGCAGCUUCGCCUCCAAAGCCAGCAAGAAGAGCUGUGUCGUGUGCAGCAGGAACAGACAAAACUCACGGAGGAGCUGGCCAGUCAGAAGGAGCUGGUGAGACUUUUGCAGCAAACAUUAAGAACAUCCCAGGGUGAUCGUCAGCCAGAACGUCGUACAGUCCCUCCACCAGAUCCAUCAUCAACAGAGUCCGAUCAGGUUAACUGUCCAAUGGUAACCCAGGAGGAGGUUGCCCGUCUGGAGGCCCUAGUUCAAGAACGAGAUGAACAGAUCCAGUCCUUGUGUGGCUCACCAAGCUUGCGUGCCCUCGUCUUCAUCUUCAUCUUCAUCUCUAACAGUCAACGUUGUGUAGACGCCUCCAGGGUGGACAGCAACCAUGAAUAG
This is a messenger RNA of Nerophis ophidion (straightnose pipefish), 1453 nucleotides long. Its product is annotated as TBC1 domain family member 2B-like. The transcript is spliced from 7 exons. The record is from RefSeq and is a predicted model, not a curated record. Bases 101 to 1453 code for a protein of 450 amino acids. Lineage: Eukaryota; Metazoa; Chordata; Actinopteri; Syngnathiformes; Syngnathidae.